Dicentrarchus labrax (European seabass) is the source of this 2826-nucleotide messenger RNA. It is a transcript of the gene micall2b, whose product is annotated as mical-like 2b. NCBI's taxonomy places the organism in Eukaryota, Metazoa, Chordata, Actinopteri, Moronidae. Gene Ontology annotation, molecular function: protein binding. Bases 221 to 2584 code for a protein of 787 amino acids. The record is from RefSeq and is a predicted model, not a curated record. The transcript has 16 exons.
UCGAGAAAAGGUGAUUCCCACACACACACACACACACACACACUCACACACAGGCCCUGCUGUCUGUCACUUCCCGGAUCCAGCGGAUUCAAGCUGCUGUGGAAACUUUCACAAGUUUGCUGUGGGAGGAAGGAGGGAGAGGUGGGGGGAGACAGAUCUGUGAGCCUACAGCCGCACUGCUGCUCUCACACACGGAUCAAUUCGGGAUCUGAGCUCCGGGAUGUCGGCCGUGAAGGCGCUGCAGCAGUGGUGCCGGGUCCGGUGUGAGGGCUACCGGGAUGUGUCCAUCACCAACAUGACCACGUCCUUCAGGGACGGCUUGGCUUUCUGCGCCCUCAUUCACCAACACAGACCCGAUCUCAUCAACUUUGAUUCACUGAAGAAGGAAAAUGUCUACGACAACAACAAACUGGCGUUCAAGGUUGCGGAGGAAGAGUUGGGAAUUCCAGCUCUGUUGGACGCAGAAGACAUGGUGGCUCUUAAGAUUCCUGAUCGCCUCAGUAUCCUGACAUACGUCUCACAGUACUACAACUACUUCCAUGGACGCUCCCCGAUUGGUGGUAUGGCAGGAAUAAAGCGCCCAGCUGAGGACCCCACAGAGGAACCGUCUGGGAAGAAGAACCAGCCAGUGGCUUCAAAGGUGUUUCCCUCUUCAAAACCCGCCAGAGAGAACAGCCCUCCCCCGUCCUCCAACAUCACAAGGCCCGCUCCUUCACCGAAGAAAACCAGAAAUGCCACGCAGGAUGAGAAAUCCCAUCCUACAGGCACGCUGAGUAACAAAUGUAUGUCCUGUAACAAGCACGUUCACCUGGUGCAGCGACAUCUAGUGGACGGGAAGCUCUAUCACAGGAGCUGUGGAAAGUUGCUGUCGCCUUCAAACACAACUGCACCUCUCAGAGAUUUACCCACAAACACUGCUGUUUCCAAAUUCAGCCCUCUGCCAGACUCCACAAAAACCUACACAAAUGCUCCCACUCAUACCCCCUCCAGACUGGGACCAACAUGGCUCACGGAGAAACCCAGCACCCCUCCCAGCACUUUUUCUACUCCAUCUCCUUCCCGGCCUGCUUCAAGUCUCUCUUCUGCUGCCAAAGAGAGUCAGACAUCUUUAUUCUCCAAACCCUCAACUUCACAGACUACUGAAUCUACCUUCACCACAACCACUUCCAUCAAUACCAGGCCCACUGCUGCUCCUCGUACCUCAACCACGGCGGCAAAGACGAUGCAGUCCAAACUCAAGUUCUUCCAGUCGGACAACACCGCUAACGAUGAAGAGAAAAAGACUACAACCACCAACAUUGACAUAAAUAAAGGGCAGAAUGUGACUGGUAAGGUCCAGCAGGGCGCAGCAGGUCAGGCUGUGACUGUUGUUGUGAAUGUUGGUGGUACUGGCAGAAAGAGCUUGGACACAGGUGGGGAGAGAGGUAAAGCAGCUGGUGUAGGUGGAGAUUCAGGAAAGGCGUGUGAGAGUAAUAUGACUAAAGCAUCUGCAGCAGCCUUCAUCUCCAAAAAACUGGAGGUGAACAAUAAUAACAACAGUAAGCCAUCGUGGGCGACUGUAUCGCUGAAGAAAACUGACAAACCCUCUCAGGUCGAGACUCCAAAGAGGGAGACGGAGGGUGUCAGAGGGAGAGUGAGGCUGAGAGCAGACCCCUCACUCCUCGCCGACCUGCAGACUCCGGACAUCCCGAACGCUGCUCCGAGCCCGGCCAGCAGGAGCGGACUCAGAGCCAGAACCCCAGACAGAGGCGGCUCAAAGCCUGGCAGUGCAUCACCCAACACCUCAGUAUCAGAAAAUCAGUCCCCUGCCGACUGGAGGUCAAAACUCAAACCCAUCUCCAAAGAAACCAAACCGGCUGGUCCUUCACAGUCUUCCCCUAAACCCUCGGCUAAUGGAGCUGGAAAGUCAUACACUUCAGAGCUUUCUAUCGGGCCUUCCCCCAGCCCGAGCAUUUCUGUCACUCCAGCAGCACCAAAGGGAUUCCUGAAUAAUCCGGAAGACCUAACUGCGAAUGGUACCAAGUCAGAGUUGAAGAUUUCCAAGACUAAGCCGGACUACAUUCAGAAAGAGGACAUCAUAAAGGAGCUGCAGGACAUUGAAGAUAAUUUGAACGAGUUGGAGAAGAGGGGAGUCGAGCUGGAGAUGAAGCUCCGCAGCAGUGAAGAAGAGGGUGAAGACGACUCUCUCAUGGAUGAGCUCAUGGUCGAGUGGUUCAACUUGAUCAGGAACAAGCAGGUGGCCAUGCGCCGGGAGUCUGAACUGGUCUACAUUGGAAAAACCCAGGACCUGGAGGAACAGCAGCCCAGUGUGGAGCAGGAGCUUAGGAGACUGAUGGAUAAACCAGAUCAUCUGAAAACAGCCUGGGACCGGAAGAGAGAAGAGCAGCUGAUGGCCAAACUGGUGGAGAUUGUCAAUGACAGAAAUGCUAUUGUGGAAGGUCUGGAUGAGGACAGACUCAGGGAGGAAGAGGAGGACGAGGAGCUAAACAAGAUGAUGAUGAAUUUCAACAUAAAGAAAGACAAACCAAAGAAAAAGUCUCCAAUGUCCAAACUGUUGCGCUGGGGGAACAAGAAGGAGGGAUGAUGCUCCGCCAAAACAUAGCGCUGCUUCUUUCUUUGAUGUUUUUUUUUUUUUGCUGCUCUUGUUGUAGUCUUAAUGUCAGUGUGAUCAGCCUGUGAUUCAUGGGAUAACAUGGGUAGUCUGUGUAUGUUUGUGUGUGUGUGUGAUCUGUCAUUUUAAGCAUUUAUAGAGAAAUGCCCUCCCCUCUGUCGACUGGAUCACUCAAGAUGUGAAGCCACUCUUGCCUGCCAGGCCCCCCCCCCACA